Messenger RNA from Leptopilina heterotoma, 933 nucleotides. Its product is annotated as cilia- and flagella-associated protein 97-like. Lineage: Eukaryota; Metazoa; Arthropoda; Insecta; Hymenoptera; Figitidae. The transcript has 3 exons. Bases 111 to 791 code for a protein of 226 amino acids. The record is from RefSeq and is a predicted model, not a curated record.
UUCCAGACAGCUGAAUAUUUUACAUUUUUAUUUUAAAUACCUUGUUAUUUUAGUCAAUUUUAGUAAAAUUAAAACACAAACACAUACUAUUGCUCGCCAUUUUUAUUACGAUGAAUAUUAAAAAAUAUGAAAAUAAUGUUCACCAAUUGACAGGAGAUGUGACAUUGAACAACGAUAAUAAUGAAGAAAGUUUUAAUAAUACUUAUGUUUUAAAACCAUCAGAUAAAGAAAUUAGUCUUAAGAGUAAAAUUGUUCCUGGGAAUAGUAAACAAAAUAAUAACAUUAUUUAUGAUGACGCUAAUAACGAGGAAGCAAUUUAUGAUAAUGAAGACUUUGACGAUACAGAAUCAUUGUACACUGAUGUAACUUCAAUAAAUGAGACAGUAAAGACGAAUGUAACAAGCCGAUCUUUAUCUUCUGAAUUUUCUUCCUUUUCUCUGAAUGACAAGAAUAUUUCAGAUUCUGGAAUGAAAUCAGAAGUAAAUGUGAUAAAGUUUUACCACAGAAACAAACUUCAAUUAUGUCCUUCAAGAAAAAAACAAAGUGAAUUAAAGAAAGAAAAUAAGACAUUUACAACUGAAGAACUCAUGAAAAUAGAGCGUGAAAAUCUAAUUUUAAUGCAAAAAAUUUUAAAAAUCAGCACGCCACAGACUAAAAUGAAACCACAGUACAUUCAAUCAACAUAUAGUUGUUCUGCUAUUAAUAGAAAAAAGUUUCAAAGAAAAAUUGAGGAAGAAAACUUGAUAUUACUUAAAAAAAUUCAACAAGCUAGACCACACGUGAUAUUGUAAACUUUAAGGAAUUAAGUAAAAUGUGACUCAUAAAAGAAACAAUUUUUUGAUGGUGUACUCAAGAAAAUAAGUUAAGGAUUUGUAUAAGCAUGAUAAAUCGUUAUUGCAUAGUAAAACUAAAAACACUUGUUUAAAACUGUAA